Molecule: messenger RNA, 2990 nt
Organism: Culex quinquefasciatus (southern house mosquito)
Lineage: Eukaryota; Metazoa; Arthropoda; Insecta; Diptera; Culicidae
Gene: NTPase
Product: ectonucleoside triphosphate diphosphohydrolase 5
Exons: 4
Coding region: 496-1881 (461 amino acids)
Biological process (GO): nucleoside diphosphate catabolic process
Cellular component (GO): membrane
Molecular function (GO): UDP phosphatase activity; GDP phosphatase activity
Source: RefSeq, a predicted model, not a curated record
UCAAAGUAAAUGUUUUUGUGCCAACGUAGGGGAAAAAUUACAACGCGAAAUUUUGUUACUCGUCAUUGAAAUUUUAUCAUACAAUAUUAGCAAUAGUGGCCAUCGUUCUCAAAAAUGUCUUAGAUUGACGUCGUAUUUGUGUGCAAAUGUUGAAAAGUUGAAGAUUCGUAGUUCAAAGUCUUGAAGUGUGAGAUAAAGAAGCCCAAACUAUAUCUUAUCAUCUCGGGACUCGAAAAAAGUGGACACAAAGGAAGGACAAGCAGCUUGCUGCCUGGCCUUAUCAGCAUCUGUGGUGCGGUGGCUCCGGCUGCUGACAAUGCAGCUGGAUAAGCCACGGCGGGUGUCUGUCGUUCCGAGUAUCUCUGUCGAAAGCAGCAGUUCUGACGUCAACAAGGUUGCAAUCGGGGCGCAAACAGUGGCCACUUGUGGCUGCCAUCGCACCAGUAUCUGUUGAUUCUCCCGGAGGUCAGAGAAAGGGAAAACAGGACCACCAAAAUGAGAUAUGAAUAUCAACUGCUCCAGCAGCAGGACUCCUCCGAGCGGUCGCAGGCUCCGGCCGGGUCCCGCCGCAAGUCGGCCAACCCGAAGAUCGUGGCCAACAACCUGCGCUUUUCGUUCUUCUGCCUCGUGAUCAGCGCCGCGCUGCUCAUGUUCCUGUUCCUCACGUACACCGACUCGUUCCACCCGAUCGUGGACAGCAUCGCGGGCCACUUGGGCUACCACGAGAAGACCUAUGCCGUCGUGAUGGACGCCGGCUCGACCGGCAGUCGCGUGUUGGCCUUUGAGUUCCACCGGGGCUAUCUGGACGGGCGGUUGGUGCUGGAUCAUGAACUGUUCGAGCACUCGAAGCCGGGGCUGUCCGCGUUCGCCGAUCGGCCCCAGGAGGGCGCAGUCACCAUUGAAAAGCUGCUGCAGAAGGCGAAAGAUGUUAUUCCCAAGGAAAAGUGGAGCCAGACGCCGCUGGUGCUGAAGGCCACGGCCGGUUUGCGAUUGCUAAAGCCGGAGCAGGCCGAAGGACUGCUGCAGGCGUGCCGGGAUUUGUUCGAAAAGUCCGGUUUUUUGGUCAACGAGCAAGCUGUGGAGAUCAUGGACGGAACGGACGAGGGUAUCUUCUCGUGGUUCACCGUAAACUUCCUCCUGGGCAAGCUGAACGGACGCAACACGGUGGCCGCGCUGGAUUUGGGCGGUGGAAGCACCCAGGUGACAUUCGCGCCGAAGGACGUGUCGCAAACCCCGCUGUACAAAGAUUUCAUGCACCGAGUACCGACGUUCAACGCGUUCGUCGAUGUCUUCACCACGAGCUAUCUGGGCGCGGGUCUGAUGGCCGUUCGACAUGCGGUUUUCACGCACGGAGCUCCCGAGGGACAGACGAAGCUGACCAGCGAGUGUGUCAACUCGAUCAUUAAGGAUAAGCUGUUCCGGUACAGUACCGAGCAGUUCUACAUUAGCGGUAAGGAGAACCCGAAGGCCACGGCGGAGAAUCCCGAGGUAGACUACGAACAGUGUGCGUCGAUCGUGCGCAAGAAGGUGCUGCCCACGUUGCGGCCAAAGCCGGUGACGCUGAAGCAGCACGAAAUUUCCGCGUUCAGCUACUUCUUCGAUCGAGCGAUCGAAACGGGACUGGUCGAUCCCUUCCAGGGCGGCGAAACCACGGUUGGUAGCUUCGUCACGAAAUCGCGCGAAGUUUGCGCCGAUGCGAACGCCGACCAGCCCUUCAUGUGCGUUGAUCUCACCUUUAUUGCGGUCCUGCUCGAGGAGGGCUACGGGCUGAAGCCCAAGACGCCGUUGAAGUUGUACAAAAAGAUUGACGGCCACGAAAUUUCCUGGGCGUUAGGCGCGGCCUACAACAUUCUGACUAGCAACAAAAGCUCGCAGCUCUAAAUCAGAAAAAAACACACUCACACACAACCACCAACACAACAACAACGAUACAAUCAGUAAACAGUAGCAGAAGAAACAGAACGUACCACCAAAUCAACAAAUGUUUACUUUCAAAUAGUUUAUUUUUUCGAACGAAUAGUUUUACUUUCUGGCCAAACACGAUACACAUACACAAACACGCCGGACAAAUGGACGGAGCGGUCAAGUUUUUAGCAUAUUUAGAGAACAAGAACAUUUUUGAUAUGUCAAAUUUUACAAACAGAUAACAAGAGAUUUUUUAGGUUUUGACACCCCGAUGCGAACCGUGUUUUGAUAAAAAUAGCAUAAAAAACUGAGCAAAACACUAUCAAUGUAUUACCACAACACAACUGCAAACAACAAACAAAACUAGCAUAAACGAUAGAUGAAUGAAACCUAAAUGUGCCUUAAACAGUCAACAGUAGAGAGGAGGAAAUAUUUUUGAUUUUAGCACCACAUUAUAACUAGUAGAGUAACAAAGAGUAAAAACAAACAAAAUAUCAUGCCUUCACCAAACCACAAAUAUUCCACCAAAAUCAUCCACCUUAGCUCCAUCGUAGAUAAAAUUACUAGACUAUAGAGAGCACGAAGGAAAGACGACGAAGAAAAAAAGUGACGACGCACCUUGCCGGUAGUUCUCCCGUUGUAACACACAUUCCCCGCCCACCCCACUUUUAAAAAUAUCACUCAAUGUGUCACCGUAAAUCGAUGUCGUAGUUAAAAAUGUAGUUAAUGUUGUAAAAUGGCUUGCACAAACACACAAUUUCGCGCGUGAGCCUGGCUCGCGUUCUAUUCUUCUGUUAUUUCGUUCUGUUGGGCAUUCUUAACAAGUAGCAAGUGUUUCAUCAUUAAAUGUGUAGAAAGAUUAUUGUUAGGGGAAGAAAGGUAGUGAGUAAUGGUUAGACGAAAUAGGUUUUUAUUUUUCAAUGUCGAAUGUGAUACGUUUAGUAAAAACACUAGGGAAAGAAAGGUGGCAUUCAAAAAAUAACGAAACUCCUGAAAAAAUCCAGACGAUUGUACCGAGAGAUGAUUCACACACAUAUUUAAAUAAACUCAGGGGAACUGAUUCUUGUCGAUCACCUGCAACAGCA